ACGUCGCGGACGGCCCAGAGGGCGCCCGGCUCCCGCAGUUUCGGUUCCUCGGGGCGCUGUUUCGUCUCCGUCCGUCCGGGGCCGGUGCUCUCGGGGCCUCCGCUGUCUUCCUUCCGGAGUCCCGGGCCAGAGCCUCCUCGACCGACGCCGGCCCUGUGCGGACCAAGCUAGACCGCGGCCUCGGGGGUCAGGGUAAACCCGCCUUUCCGCUCGGCCCCAGGGCCCUCCCGGCUCUGGCUGCGGAGGGAGCCGAUCCCAGCCCUGAACCAGCGGAAAACCCACCCCAGCCAUGGGCAAGACACUUUCCCAGCCUGGCUCCCCAGGAGGGGCGGAGCGCAGUGCCUUCCUGUCCACCCGCCCAGCCGGCAGCCGCUUCGUGCCUUGUCCUACCUGCCGGGGCAGCAGAGAGAUCCCCCGAGAGCUGGAAGAGCAGCUGGUGGCCCUUAUCCCCUAUGGGGACCAGAGGCUGGAGCCCAGGCACACGAAGCUCUUCGUGUCCCUGGCAGUGCUCGUGUGCCUGGCCACCACGGGCUUCACCGCCUUCUUCCUGUUUCCCCGGAGUAUCGCCGUGCGCCCUGUGGGCCUGAGCUCCUCCUCUGUGGCCUUUGACAAGGGCACCGUCCACCUCAAAGCCACGAGUGUCCUGAACAUCUCCAACCCCAACUACUGCCCAGUCACCGUGACCCGGCUGACGGUCCAGGCCCUGCACGUGUCCCUCAUGGUGGGUCAGCUCUCUGAGAGCCUCCUGCUGCACAUCGGCCCUUUGGCCAGUGACCAGAUGCUCUACGCCGUGGCCACCAGGAUCUCGGACGAGACCACAUACAAAAUCUGUACCUGGCUGGAAAUCAAGGUCCACUAUGUGGUGCUCCACAUCCAAGGCACCCUGACCUACUCCUACCUGGGCCGCGAGGACCAGCACAGCUUCGAGGGCUCGGAGUACGUGGACUGCCGCCGGGGAAGCGCGCUGGCACCCCACCCGCCCUAACCUGCUGCCCCAUCCUCAGGACCCACGGCCCCACGGCACCCACGUGAGGACGGAGGGGACGCAUCCCCCCUACCCCACUUCCUGCUCUGUCUCCUCCUCCUCCACCCCUACCAGUUCUUUGGGGCCAGCAGCACCGGGUCCCGGCCUUGGCUGGUCUUGGGCAGAGGCUGGCCCGGCCCUGGCCCCCUGCUCCCCUUGCCCCUCUGCCCUCCAGGCCACCGGGGCUGGUUUCCUUCCUGUCAGAAGGUGGCAAACACAAGGUCUGGCCUUUGAACCCUGGGUCCUUUUUGAGGUCAGUGUUGAGCAGUGAGUAACUGGGGGUGGCAGUCUGUCCCUGUGGCCUCCCAGGACUGUGGACAUGAUCCCGAGGCACGACAAGGUGACUCUCAUGGCUGCUGUCCAGAGCGUACCCCGGACAGGAAGGGCUCAGCCCUGUGGCCUUGCGUCCUCCUUUCUGGCAGUGACUGUCCCUGGUCCCUGGGGAGCCACUUUGGGCUCUAAUGCAUUCCUCGCUAGAGAGCGGUUUGCUGUCGUCUUCUGCAGGAGCCGAGCAACGGGGGAGGGAGGUAGGUGGGGCCAUACAGGAGAGACUUGCAGGUGCUUGGACACAGGCAGCAGCCACAGCCCAGCCUCGUUCUACCUCCAGCGCUGGCCAGGCUGCUCUGUUCCCAGAAGCCUUUGUGGUCUGUGCCCUGACAUGAGAAACAGCACUCCCAGACCUGGCCAGUCCCAGCUCUUCCCAUCCCUAGGCUGAGCCAAAGCCAGAGAAACCCGGGUUUCCACCUCCAGACAGCAAGGAAGAAAAGCUGCUGCUAAAGGCAGCCACGUCCUUGUCACUGAUGGGUGGGGAUGGAGUUGAAGGGGGCCAGCCGAGGUGACAGCUGGGAGCCUGUGACUUCGCCAGGGCCAGGGCAGGGCCAUCCUGGGAGGCAGAGGCAGGUGUUGGACAUGUGGGGGUCGCCAGAUGUCAGGGAUUCAUAUUCAGUAAACAUGGAACUGCACUGGGAAUAAAGCCACCAGCGAGAGGGGCGCUGGGCCAUUCCCAUCUCACCACCUGUCUGCUGCUCUCCAGCGGGUGUCGAGGCCUAGGAGAUGCCCUGCUGCCCACCGAGCUGGGUAUGGAGCCCAGGGCCUUCCCACUGAGCUCCAUCCCCAGCCCUUUUCCUUUACAUUUUAAGACAGAGUCUUGCCAAGUUACUGGGCUGCUCAGUUUGGGUUUGAAUUUGCCAUCCUCCUGCCUCAGCCUCCCAGAUGCUGCCAUAAAUACCCUGCUUUCCGGCUUCUGAGCAGUCACUUGCAGGCAGCCCACCCUGAGCUCUCUUCCUCCUCCCUCAGGAGACCCCUCUGCUGCCUGGGACCCGGGUCAUGACUGCAAACUCCUUCUCAGGGUGGAGGACACCAGGACUGGGUCCCCCGGCCCUGUCCCCUCGUCCUGGGCUGCUGAGGGAAGGGAGCUGGGGCUGGGGAGCCUUGGGUCUCUGCUGGAUGGAGGGACUGAGGCCGGGUUCUUCAGGGUCCUGCAUGGGGUGGCCUCCUGCCCAGCUGUGCUCCUCCACUACCCACCAGCUGCCUCUCUGCUGCUGGGCUGCUCGGGCAUGACACCCCCUCGAACAGGCUGGGGGGGUGACACCCCAGUGACUGUCAGGACCCCCGACAGCUGUGGCUACAGAUCAAGAGCAGGAGCCACAGCAGGAAGUGCAGGCUCAGGAGGCCCAGGGCCGACUUGCACCCUUGGCAAAAGCAAGGAAUUGCUGGGCAUGGUGGUGCUGUGAUCCCAGCACUCAGGAGGCUGAGGCAGGAGGAUUGCUGUGAAUACGAGGCCAGCCUGGGCUACACAGUGAGCCCCUGUCUUGAAAAAGAAAGAAGCACGGAAUUGCCUUCCACUCCCAGUCUCCCGUGGGUUGUGCCCCAGGAAGCUGGUGAGGGCCUGGACCCCAGGAGCCACACUUGACUGCAGACAGCAAUUCCCAGAGCAAGGGCUCCCUGGGCGUCCCCUGCCGGUGGUCAACGUGGCUGCUCCUCCGUUCUUGGAGAUGACGGCCAGGGUCCUGCAGUCCACAUCUGGGUCACCACUGCUGGACAUAAUCGGUUGACUGAGAAGAGGAAGGGACAGGAGCCAACCGAGUGAGCAUCUCCAUGCUGCUGUUCAGGGCCUGCUGAACCCUCAGGCUGGGGAAAGAGAGCAACCGAGACCUCCUCCUGCACCGUGCAGGGUGUGUGAUACUGAUCAUGCCCGAGGCAGGCUGUGAAGAGUGAGCCCCACCACUGGCUUGUUUAUAGAAGUGAGUCCACCCGAAGCCUGCGUGCCCAGGUCACAGUAACUCGCACCCAAAUUCCCUCCCUACAACUAAAACCUUCAGACUAGAAGGACAGUGUUUGAAUCACAA
Molecule: messenger RNA, 3372 nt
Organism: Heterocephalus glaber (naked mole-rat)
Lineage: Eukaryota; Metazoa; Chordata; Mammalia; Rodentia; Bathyergidae
Product: transmembrane protein 106A
Source: RefSeq, a predicted model, not a curated record